This is a messenger RNA of Striga hermonthica, 921 nucleotides long. The record is from the annotation of a GenBank genome assembly. Lineage: Eukaryota; Viridiplantae; Streptophyta; Magnoliopsida; Lamiales; Orobanchaceae.
AUGGGUCAUUCAUAUGCAAGCUCGUAUGGUGGCCACUUAUCUCUUUGGUUCCCCGCCAAGCAGCAACAGCUUUCUCGGCCAAACGGUGUUGCCGCUAAGCUCGACUCAAAAUCUGAGUACAAUCGCCAUGCAAAGUAUUUAUCGGAAUCUGGUUAUCAAGAAAAGGAUCUGUGUUCGCCUAUGUCAAUUGGACAGUCUAAUUUUGAAGCUGCCCCUUGUGUAAAAAACAGCUUUCAUGAGCAAAAUGUCUUGUUUCAAUCAGGUUUCCUCGAAACUUGUAAGAAGAAAGCAGAUCUGCCAUAUGGUGGCACAGAUUACCUUGGCCAUCAAGUUCAAGUGGAGCAUCAUAAUCAGUCACUGGAUUCUGCAUCUUACCCUUUUGGUGAAUCGUAUUUCGGAAAAAUAGCGACUGUGUACGACCCAAAUCCUGUUGUUUAUCCUCAAGUGAUGGGAAUUGCAUCCGCAAGAGCUGUGCUUCCUCUCGAAUGUACAGAAAGCAUGGUUCCAAUUUACGUCAAUGCAAAACAGUACCACGCCAUCCUCAGGCGCCGAAAAAUCCGAGCAAGACUCGAGGCUCAGAAUAAGAUCACGAAAUCUAGAAAGCCCUACCUACACGAGUCGCGUCAUCUCCACGCUCUCAAGAGAGCCCGUGGCUCCGGCGGCCGUUUCCUCAACACGAAAAGCGAGGAGAAAUCGAAACCCCCGGCGCAAGCAUCCUGCAAGAAGCCCGGCCAUCUCGGUCCCCAGCAGCACUCAGAGAACAACAGCAGCUGGGGGGCCUCCACCCCCUCUGGCUCGUCCGACGUCUCGUGCAUCUUCAAUAAUAGCGACGACAUUUUCCCGCCGCCCGACCUGGGAAUUUCGAUCGACUCUCUGACGGGGCCUGCCGAGAGAUACAUGCGGAUCGGGACCCGUGCCUGA